This is a messenger RNA of Engraulis encrasicolus (European anchovy), 1891 nucleotides long. RefSeq names its product transmembrane protein 154 (gene tmem154). The coding region runs from base 104 to 682 and encodes 192 amino acids. The transcript has 9 exons. The record is from RefSeq and is a predicted model, not a curated record. Lineage: Eukaryota; Metazoa; Chordata; Actinopteri; Clupeiformes; Engraulidae.
GUCAUGAGAGAGAGAGAGAGAAAGAAAGAGUGUGAAGCGAUGGCAGUUCUUCAUGUCUUUGGCCAGUGUGGGUGACAAUAAACAGUACUAAGGCCAGUGGGAAAUGACUCCAGCACAGAUACUACUGUUCCUGGCAGUGACAGCCAGCCUGACAAGGAGAGCACUUUGUCAGGAAGAUGGGGAUGAUAGAGAUGAUGGAGGGGAAGGAGGGGAUGAAGCAGUGCCCCCAACAGAGACAACCGAGACUACGCCACUACCAGGAACAGAGCUACCUGAACCAACAGAAUCGCUAGAUUUAUCCAUUACAGAUGACGAAGGACUGCUGCCUGAGGGGACCACAGAGGAGGGAUCAGGAUCAGGCUCAGCAGAUUAUCCGAUGGGCAUUGAAGAGGACCCAGAUUUCCCCAACCCAGUCAUCAUCAUAAUUCCCUUGGUCCUGGUUCUGGUCAUCAUCUCCACGGUGGUGGCAUUGGUGAUGAUUUGCCGUCGGUUGAAAAGCAAAGCUCCUAGUCCUGAUAUUCCGCAUCAUGAUGUGUACUUGGAUGCUUGUGAGGGAGAAAAGGUCCCAAUGCCAAUGUUUGAAGAUGAUGUUCCUUCUGUGCUAGAGUUGGAGAUGGAGGACUUGGAAAAAUGGAUGGUGAAAGACGGUGGUGGCAGUAAUAUGAACUGUGAGCCUGCAUAGUUGAACCAAAUGAAGAAAAGGGGGAUGUACCUUGUCACUACUGCAUUUCUACCAAAUGAAAAACAAAAAGAGCAGUAUGGCCAUGUAGCACCCAGCACAGAACUGUCUUCCAAAACCAUAAACAUUAAACCACUGUCAAGGGGAACUGGACCAUGCUUACAUGACGCCAUCUGCACCUGUGCAACCCAGGCUCCGUGGACCUCCUGGAGCAUGUAAUGAAUAGUGUUUCUUUAAUAAUGCAAUUUACUUUUGUCCUGGUCACAUUUCUGCUUUUAAUAUGUUGUAUGUAAGAAAUUUCUUAGAAAAGUCUUUGACAUGUUAUUUCAUUCAGAUUGCUAAGGAUGUUGUUUAUCUUUUGCUCACACAUUGAUAAUCUGCUGUACAUUAUGUGGUGAAACGUUUCAAACAGAGAAGACAUGGAAGAGUAUCUUUCUAAAGCAAAUGCAGGAAGUGACUGUGUCCAUGUGGGCCUCCUUUGCCUGAAAACAAAUCUAUCCACUACUUCAACAUUACUUGGGGCAUGGAUGUAUAAGAAGCACCCAGAAACUUGACUCUUUCAUGCAUAGGGCCUACAUGACAGUCAUAAAAUGUUUGAAUUUAACUAUAUAGGGAAUUGGCAAUGCAAUACAUUACAUACUUUAUUUGUACCUAUUUGCCUCUCCUAAGCAAAUAGGAGGCCCCUGGAGAGCCUAUUUCCAUUUCUCAUUGUGUUUGAGAUCCUUUGCCAAACUAGCUGCCAUGUACAGUAUUUAAGUACAUGCAGAAACAUUGCUCAAAACGUGAGUCCAUUGAGUCCAUACAUGAUCAUGGCUAUUUUGUUUUGUUUUUGAAUGUGCCUAAUUUAUGCGAGUAUAAAGAAAAGAGAGAGUAUUCUAAAAUGUGUAUUUUAUUAGCUAUUAUAAGGCGGUUGCACUUGUGUACAGGAAGUAAGAGAUAUAAGGAGGGUUGCAUUUAAAACAAUAGUGUAGAGCCAUGCAUGUUCAAAUUACUCUCAUGUGAAGAUGGCAUGAUUUCAGUGUUAAUAUUUGCAAAGUCACUCAAAAAGAUUUUUUUUUUUUUGCCGUCUAGACUCUAGAUGCUGCUGUCUAUAGAGUGGUCUGAACUGAAACAUUCCGUGUUGUUGACAAUAAAGCUUGACAAAAUCAGGCAUUUCACACCAUAAUGUUAAAGUGAGUUAUUAAAUUUUGUGUUUUUUUUUGAGCUGACAAG